GGUUUAGCGGGGACUAGCGGAAGUUUGGGCUUGGCGGAGAAGCGCAAAGGGGGAGCGCGGAAGGAGGGCGCGGGGAAGCAAGGGGGAGGGAAGGAUAACGCUGGGGGGGCUGUGGGUGGGGGUGGUAAGGAAGGGAGAGAGGAAAAGGGGGAUGGAGAGGUGGGGAGUGAAGCGGGAGAGAGUGUGGAGGGGGAGAAUGAGGCGAUGAGCGUGGAGUGGAGUGAGGGAGAGAGUGAGGGAGAGAGUGAGGGAGCGAGUGAGGGAGAGAGUGAGGGAGAGAGUGAGGAGCCACCAGAGAGCCCUAAGGACAUAGGUACACGCGGCUUUAAUCUCCUUAACACUGCUCUCAGGAAGACUUACGACAAGGCAGGAACACCAGGAGGAGGGAAGGGAGAAGGGAAGGGGGAAGGGAAAGGGGGGGAUAAGGCAGUGGAAGCAGGGAAAUCGGCAGGGAAAGGUGAAAGGCCAGGAGCAGGAGGAGGAAGCGGAGGAGGCAAAGCUGCUUCAGCUCCUGCGUUUGCGCCUCUGAGUGCUAUCAAGGCAGCAGCUCUUAGGGAGGCGGAGCGACUGGCUGGCAAAGGGAAGCAACUGCAGCGGAAUCAGGGACAGCAGCAGCAGGGAGAGAGAAGGGGCGUGAAGCGAAAGGAGAAGGAUGUGAUUGUAACGGAUGCCACUAAACAGGGAGCGGAUAAGGGCACCACUGAUAUUGUAGUAGCAGGAGCAAGGCCACUGGCAGCAGGAGCAGCGGCAGCAGGAACAGGAGCAGGAACAGCAGGAGCAGGGGUAAAGGCAGCAGCAGCUGCUAGGCUCAAAGAGAAUCAUCUGCAAGAGAAGAAAACCGUUAGUGGUGUUUCUUUAAGUGCUGGCGGCACUAGUUUAAGUGCCGGUGGCGCCAGUUUGAGCACUGCCGGUCCUGCUAUGAGCACAGAGAGCCAGGGGAGCAAGCAGAGAGGGAGCAGAGGAGGGGGUACAGGAGGGAGCCGAGAGGCAGGGGGCAGAAAGGCAGUGAGUUCGCAAAAUAGAGUAGAGGUGGGGGGACUAGCAGCUGGUAAGAAACUGGGGGGAGUGGAGGAGGAGGAAGGGAUGGAAGUGGCUGAGGAGGGGACGAACAGGGUGUCUGAAAGGGGGAGGGUGAGUGAGGGGGGGAGAGGGUCGGAACGCGAGAGGCAGUCAGAGGGGUUGAGUAAAGGUGGCGACACCAGCAGAGAUCUUUUGAGGGACAGGAUAAAGCGGGUGGGCACUAAAGGGAAGAAGAAGGCCGGAGCUAGAGGUUCGGGUGUGGCGGACAUCUUCCCAGACGAAGCAGGUCCGGGAGAUGGAGGUUCAGCCCGGGCCGCGCCUCGGGAGGUCCGGUUUGCGGAUUUCGGAGGAAUCGACGGGGUGGUGGAGCAGGUUCGGGAGCUGAUCCUGUACCCGCUGGCGCAUCCGGAGCUGUACGCUUGGCUCGGCGUCGAACCUCCGAGAGGAGUUUUGCUGCACGGGCCUCCUGGGUGUGGCAAGACGAUGCUGGCCCAUGCCAUUGCACGGGAGGCGGGAGUGCCUUUCUUCAAGAUCGCUGCCCCUGAAAUCGUCUCGGGCAUGUCAGGUAUGCCGUUUCUUUGUUUCAGUGCGCCUCAGUUAGUGCACGUCCCUCCUGGGUGCGUUUAUGAGCCGACUCCUAGGCCCCCAGCCUCACUGCAGUGCAGUGUUGGCGCAUCCAAGGUGAAGGUGGUACGGCUGCGUGGGGUGCAUGGGGUGAAGGUGGUACGGCUGCGUGGGGUGCAUGGGGUGAAGGUGGUACGGCUGCGUGGGGUGCAUGGGGUGAAGGUGGUACGGCUGCGUGGGGUGCAUGGGGUGAAGGUGGUACGGCUGCGUGGGGUGCAUGGGGUGAAGGUGGUACGGCUGCGUGGGGUGCAUGGGGUGAAGGUGGUACGGCUGCGUGGGGUGCAUGGGGUGAAGGUGGUACGGCUGCGUGGGGUGCAUGGGGUGAAGGUGGUACGGCUGCGUGGGGUGCAUGGGGUGAAGGUGGUACGGCUGCGUGGGGUGCAUGGGGUGAAGGUGGUACGGCUGCGUAAGGAGCUAAAUUGGUGGUUUUCACCACGGGCCUCCUGCGUGGGGCAAGGCAAUGCUGCACAGGAGGCAGGAGUGCCGUUCUUCAAUAUCGCUGCUCCUGAGAUUGUCUCGGGCACGUCAGGUGAGUCGGAGGCCAAGCUACGGUCGCUCUUCUCCUCAGCCGAACGUGCUGCUCCGGCCAUUCUGUUUAUCGAUGAAAUCGAUGCAAUCACACCCAAGAGGGAGACGGCUCAGCGGGAGAUGGAGAGGCGGAUUGUUGCGCAGCUGCUGACGUGUCUGGACGACCUCCAGAAGCUGCGGCUGCAGGGAUCGUUUGAUUUCGGGGUUAUUGCGCGGCGUACCCCGGGGUUUGUCGGGGCGGAUUUAGCGGCUCUUGCGAAAGAAGCGGCGGCGAUUGCGGUGAAGAGGAUUUUUACGAGUAAGGAAGUGGUGCUGGUGGGUGGUGGGCGAUUGGGUGGAGCAGCAGGAACAGGAGUGGCGGCAAUAGCAGGAGUAGGGGGAGGAGGAGAAAUGGAAGUGACAGGAGUAAGGGAAGACGUUUCAGCAGCGGCAACCGCGGCAGCAGGGGCAGCAGCAGCAUUAGGUGGUGACUGUAUGCUGGUGGAUGGAGAGGAGAUUGUUCCUAUGGCGAAUGGAGAGGAGGGAGCAGUAGAGAAAAAAGAAGUGGGGAGGAGUGGGGGAGGGGAGGAAGGGCGCGGAGGGGAAAGGCAGGGCGAAGGUGGUGGAGAAGGGGGGAGGGAGAAAGCGGGGGAGGCUUGGAGGGAGCCGUGGAGAGAAGAGGAGCUGCAGGCGCUGAGCAUCACAAUGGGGGACUUUGAGGCAGCAGUGGCGAAGGUGCAACCGAGUGCCAAACGGGAGGGAUUCACCACCAUCCCUGGGGUCACGUGGGACGACGUGGGUGCUCUGGCAGACGUGCGAGAGGAGCUGGAGUUCUCCAUUUCUCGACCGAUCAAGUACCCCGAGGAGUAUGAGUGCAGUGGGGGAUUCACCACCAUCCCCGGGGUCACCUGGGACGACGUGGGGGCUCUGGCAGACGUGAGGGAGGAGCUGGAGUUCUCCAUUUCUCGGCCCAUCAAAUACCCCGAGGAGAGGGCUUUACCUCCUUCCCUCAUUGUCACCUGGGGCAACGUGGGUGCACUGGCAGACGUGCGAGAGGAGGUGAAGUUCUCCAUCUCUCGACCCAUCAAGUACCCCGACCCGAGGAUUACCUGGGACGACGUGGGGGCUCUGGCAGACGUGAGGGAGGGGGUGGAGUUCUCCAUUUCUCGGCCCAUCAAGUACCCCGAGGAGCAUGAUAUGAGGCCAUGGGUCUCCAGGCCAUGGGUCUCCAGGCCAUGGGUCUACGGCCCACCGGGGUGUGGCAAGACGCUGGUGGCCAAGGCGACCCUCCUCCUCCACCCUCUCUUGCCCCCUCUGCCUCUCUCUUGUUAUCCUUGCCUUAAUGGCUCCUUGUCUCCUCCAGACCAUGGGGCUCCAGGCAGCAACGGGCAUUCUCCUGUACGGCCCUCCGGGGCCAUGGGGCUCCGGGCAGCAACAGGCAUCCUCCUCUACGGCCCGCCAGGGUGCGGCAAGACGCUGGUGGCUAAGGCGAUUGCCAACGACGCGGGGGCGAAUUUCAUCUCCAUCAAGACGCUGGUGGCCAAGGCCAUUGCCAACGACGCCGGAGCCAAUUUCAUCUCCAUCAAGGGUCCAGAGCUCCUGAACAAGUACGUGGGGGAGAGCGAGCGGUCGGGACCAGAGCUCCUGAACAAGUAUGUGGGGGAGAGCGAGCGGUCGGGACCAGAGCUCCUGAACAAGUAUGUGGGGGAGAGCGAGCGGUCGGGACCAGAGCUCCUGAACAAGUAUGUGGGGGAGAGCGAGCGGUCGGGACCAGAGCUCCUGAACAAGUAUGUGGGGGAGAGCGAGCGGUCGGGACCAGAGCUCCUGAACAAGUAUGUGGGGGAGAGCGAGCGGUCGGGACCAGAGCUCCUGAACAAGUAUGUGGGGGAGAGCGAGCGGUCGGGACCAGAGCUCCUGAACAAGUAUGUGGGGGAGAGCGAGCGGUCGGGACCAGAGCUCCUGAACAAGUAUGUGGGGGAGAGCGAGCGGUCGGUGAGGCAUCUGUUUGUGCUGGCAAGCUGA
Messenger RNA from Closterium sp. Naga37s-1, 4173 nucleotides. The record is from the annotation of a GenBank genome assembly. Lineage: Eukaryota; Viridiplantae; Streptophyta; Zygnematophyceae; Desmidiales; Closteriaceae.